UUUAUGAAUAGAAAAAGAUAUAAAUUCUUAGUUGAAGCCACCAUCUUGCAAGUUCAAUUAUUGGUACAUUUUUAAUGCAAGAUCUAAGUAAUAAUAAAAAAAGGUAAUCCUAAAUUUUUUUAGUUAUUUCUUAGGUUCUUAAAAGAUGGAAACUCAAUCAAAUUACGAUUUGCAAAAUGGUAUAGCAAUAAUCAAUGAAACUCUUUAAUUCAACAUAACAACAGAUCUAACGUAAGAUGGAAAAUAAGAAGAAAAGAAAGCUUAAUUAAUUGUUAUAUUAGUAACGGAGAAAGGAUAAAAAAAUGCAGGUUUUAACAAUCUUGACUUCUCAAAAUAUUUAAAUUAAUAAAACUUAGGUAAAAAAGAUUUUUUAAGAUUCUAUUUAGAAUUCUAGGAGAUAUUAGAGUUAGAUAAGUGUCCUGAUAAAAAAGCAAAAUUGAUAGUUAACUUUAAGAUUACUAAAAUUGGUGAUUUAGAUAAUGAGUAUAAAAUAUUUAUGUAACAAUAGCAAUGAAGUUUAAGAUUAAUCUUCAGAUUUUUAAUAACUUUCUGCCAACGCUUCUGAUCAAGAACCAUUUACUAAUAAAAAUAAUUAAAAAGGAACAGAUUAGAUGCUUUAAAUUGAAAGUAAAUCAGAUGAAUUUGGAUCAAAAUAAUAGAAAUCUUAAAAUGAGAGUUAAUAAUUAAUUAAUAAAGAUAUUAAAAUCAAUGAGUAGAAUUUAUUAAUUUAGAACCUUAAAGUUAAAAUUGAUGGAAUGAUUGAAAAAGAUAUCUAUUAAGAUAUGUUGAAAAAUUAUGAAAAAUAAUUAAAAGAUCAAGAAGAUAAAAUAAAACUCAUAUCGGAUGGUAUUAAUAAUUCAUAUAUUAAUUUAGAAUUGAAAGCAAAAUAGUUGAAAAUUCAAAAAUAAAAUGAAGAACUUUAAAAAUUUAAGAUAGAAAAUCAAGAAGAACUUUCUAAUUCAAAUAAAGCUUGUUCAUAAUAAUUGGAAAAAUAAUCUGAAUAGAUUAAAUUAUUGAAGGUAGAAUUGGAACAAAAUAAAGUUUUAUAAGAGCAAUUAAAAUAAUUAAAUGAAUCUAUGGUUAAAUAAAUUCAUAGUUAUAAUGAGAAACUUGAGAUACUUGAAAAUUAAAUGAAAGAAAAAGAUGAAUAGAUCUAAAAUAUGAAAAAUUUAACAAUAGGAAAUAUUUCUGAGUUACAAUAAGGUAAUGAAAUUUUAGAGAAACAAGACUCAAAAUAAAUAUGUGAGAUUGAAAUAGAGGAGAAAACAGAUGUAAAAUGUUUGAUUUUAAAUAUAGUAAUAACCAAUUGUAGCGACAUCUAUAGAUUCUGAAAAUAUAAUUGAAGAAUUAAAAUCAGCUCCUAAUCUAUAAUAGUAGGAUUUAGAAAUUUUAAAAUAAAAAUAUGAAUCAGAAUUAGCAUAAAAAGAUUAAAUUAUUCAUAAUCUAUAGUUUAAAUUAAAUGAAACUUUACAUCAAGAAUUUCAUUUGAAUAGAUUAGAUCAUGAAUCAAAGACUUAAAUUAUUUAAUCAGAAAAAUAGAUUCAUGAACCAAUAGUAAGGCCAAAAUAAGAAUAAUAAAUAAAUAGAUUAAAAACGUAAAUAUAAAUAUGGUAAUCAAAAUAUGAGAAUAAUUAAAAAGUACUAAAUGAAUACAAUAAUGAAAUUCAAUAUUUAUUGAGAUUAGUUGACAAUGUGCCAAAUUUUUUGGUUGAUUAAAAAGAGUUAGUAGAACCAUUAUUAUUAUUAAGAAGAGCCAUUUAAGUAAAGCUUUAGAAUUAUUAAAUGACUCAGUAACUUUCUGAGUAGAGAAUAUAGCAAUUGCACUAGGAAUUAGAAGUUUGUUAGUAUAAAUUGAAAUUGGAAUAAAGUUAAUAAGUAAUAUAAUAUUAAAUAUGGAGUAUUCUAAUUUAUAAUCUCAACCUAAGACAUAGAAGACGUAUGGUGAUGAAGUGACAAAAAUUAAUGAAUUUUUAGAAUAGUAUGAAAUAUUUGAUAAAUAUUAUAGAAAUAAGGAAGAAUUGAGAAUUCUUUAAGAAUAGGUAGACCAAUAAAAGUUAUUAAAUGUUGAUACUUCAAAAUAAUUAGAAGAAGCUAAAUCUCAACUCGCAAUCAUGAGGACAAACUUAUCUAAAUCCAAAUAAUAAUUAGCAGAGACUAUGUAGGAAAAAGUUUUAUUAUAAGCAAAAAUGGCUGAACAAUAAAAAGCGUUAAAAGAAAAAAUUCAAGAAAUUUAAAAAGAUUAGGAAAUCAUUUCUGAUCUCGAAUAAUAUAAUAUAUAAAUGGAAGAAGCACUUUCUUAGACCUUAGAUUAAUAUAAAUAAUAAAAUACAUAAAUGAAGUAAGCUUAUGAAAAAGAGAAAAAGCUUAGAUAAGAACUUCAACAAUAAAUUAAAUCUUUAAAAGAAGAUUAAACAAAAGUAUUAUAAGGUGAAUCUAAAAUUAAAAGUACAGAAGAAAAAAUAUAGUAAUGCAAUUGUAAAGAAAAAAUUUAAUAUUAUGAACAAAAGAUAGCUGAAUUAGAAUUUUAAAUAUCUGAUUUAUAAAUAUAAAGAUUAGAUAAAACUAUUUAAAGAAAUAGUAUUGCUUAAGUAAGAGCAAGUAUAUUAGUGAGUCAUAGAGAAUCAUUAGCUUUCUAAUAAUUAGAGGAAGCAAAUAAUUAGAGUAAUGUUUUUAAUAAUAUUCAAGGGAGUGAAUUAUCAAAAAUAAAGGAUAUAGAAGAUCAAAAUGUUAAUUUAACUGAUGAACGAUUUAAAAUGUCAAAAGAGUAUCAGACAAUUUUAGAAAGAGCUUUAUUAGCUAAUUCUUAGAUAGAAAAUAAAUAUAAAAAUUAAGUAAAAGAAUUAGAAGAGAAGAUUGAUUAAUAGUCGUAAUCUUUAAUCAAAAUGAAAUUAGAGAUUGCUGAUUUAUAUAGUGCAGCAAUUAAUAUAGGUGGGACAAUUUUGGUAGAUAAAUUGCAUAUUGCAUUAGGAGUAAUAGAAUGA
This is a messenger RNA of Paramecium sonneborni, 2981 nucleotides long. Lineage: Eukaryota; Ciliophora; Oligohymenophorea; Peniculida; Parameciidae. The record is from the annotation of a GenBank genome assembly.